Messenger RNA from Ambispora leptoticha, 137 nucleotides. Lineage: Eukaryota; Fungi; Glomeromycota; Glomeromycetes; Archaeosporales; Ambisporaceae. The record is from the annotation of a GenBank genome assembly.
GUGUUCAUCAUGUUGUAGUCAUAGUGGUUCUGUUUGUUCUUCAUAUAGUUGCCGCUAUGAUUGUCGCCGUUGCGAUGAUGUUCAAGAAUGUGAUCGAGUUGGUGAUGGUGUUAUGCGUGAAGGGAAUUGAAAAAUGA